UGCCAUGAAGGUGAAAGAUGAAAAACUUUGAGACUUUACCGACUGAUUUUUAGUAACCACAAUUAAACAAACCAGCCAAUUCACAAUAGACCAUUUUUGAAAAAUUCAAAGAGAAGAUUGUUUUGGGAAAAAGAGAGAAGAAAAAGAAAAACGAAGCAUGCAGUUGAAAAGAAUUGAGUGAUGAACCACGCCCGAGGAUGAAGAAAAAACAAAUAGUGCUUUUUUCUUUGGACAAGCAAGAUCAUGCUUGAGGAAAAGUGAGUAAUAUCGAACCGCAAGAAGGAUUUUUUCAAUAUCUUCUAAAACAGACGGAAGACCCCAUUAAUUUCUGUUCAAUUUCUCUUUCGAUUGACCCAAUAAUCGUCCAGGUUCAAUGUCCUUCUCCUCCGAUUGCCUCCCUUAAAUUUUUUACAUUUCCUCAACAGGUUCCCAUUCCCUUAUCAGUCAAGAAUUUUGGCUGAUGAAGUAGAGAUUUCACUCUUCACUUCUUACUUUCUUACACCCACAAAGCAAAUCCCGCCGGAGCUCGUCACUCUCCACCACUUCUAAUGGACUUCUCUCAGUUCCGUCCGCUCGACGAGACCUCCCUGAUUGAGUACAUUAAGACUGUUCCUUCCUUGUCCGACAAGCUCGAUAAUAAGUUCGAUGGCAUUGAGAUUAAGGAAGUCGGAGAUGGUAACCUUAAUUUCGUUUACGUAGUCGUGGGUUCAUCCGGUUCCUUCGUUAUCAAGCAGGCUAUUCCUUACGUUCGUUGCAUAGGGGAGUCAUGGCCAAUGACAAAGGAGCGAGCAUAUUUUGAGGCAGUGGCAUUGAGAAAGCAUGGACAUUUGUGCCCAAAUCAUGUUCCCAAUGUUUAUCACUUUGAUCGUACAAUGUCGUUGAUUGGCAUGCGCUACUUGGAACCUCCUCAUAUAAUCUUGAGGAAGGGUUUGAUUGCUGGAAUUGAGUACCCAUUGCUGGCAGAUCACAUAUCAGAAUACAUGGCAAAGACUCUCUUUGGCACAUCCAUCCUUUAUAAUUCAACCACCGUGCACAAAGAAUCCGUUGCAGAGUUCUGUGGGAAUGUGGAGUUAUGCAGGCUCACUGAACAAGUUGUGUUUUCUGACCCGUACAAAGUUUCUGAACACAACCGGUGGACAUCACCGUAUCUUGAUCUUGAUGCUGAGGCUAUUAGAGAAGACAAUGAUUUGAAGGUUGAGAUUGCUGAGUUGAAAGCUAAGUUUAUAGAGAGAACCCAGGCCCUUGUUCAUGGAGAUCUUCACACAGGGUCUAUUAUGGUCACUCAAGAGUCAACUCAAGUCAUCGAUCCGGAGUUUGCAUUCUAUGGACCAAUGGGUUUUGAUAUCGGAGCAUUUUUGGGGAACUUAAUCUUGGCCUUCUUUUCACAAGAUGGACAUGCUGUGGAAGGUAAUGAUCGAAAGGCAUACAAAGAGUGGAUUCUUAGGAUGAUUGAAGAGACUUGGAAUCUGUUUCGUAAGAAGUUUGUGGCACUUUGGGAGCUGCACAAGGAUGGUCCUGGGGAGGCUUAUCUCCCUGCCAUUUACAACAACCCCGAGCUUCAGCAGCUCGUUCAGAACAAAUAUUUGACUGAGGUGUUCCAUGACAGCCUUGGUUUUGGAGCUGCUAAAAUGAUCAGGAGAAUAGUGGGAGUGGCUCAUGUGGCAGAUUUUGAAACCAUCAAGGACCCCAGCAAGAGAGCAGAGUGCGAGAGGCGAGGCCUUGAAUUGGCGAAGUUAGUUCUGAAGAAAAGGAGGAAUUUCAAUUCAAUAUCUCAGGUCAUAUCUGCCAUUCGAGAGAUCCAAUAAAUCUAUUUGUGUCUGGCUCUGCUCAUUGGGCACAGAAACAAAGUGUUUGUGUGUGGAAAAUGCUCUUUGAAUAUGGAAUUUCAUGAGCUUCCCAGCACCCAAUAAUCUUUGUUUUCUGUUUUCCAAAUUCAUGAUUGUAUGAGUUUUUAGUUGAAAUAAGGUGAUGGCUAAAAUGAGCAUAGCUCAUUUGGCAUACAAGUAGUAUCGUAAACAGAGGUUUGAGGUAUGUACCACAUCCUCGAAGUGUCCAAAAAAGAAGAAAAGAACGAGUUUUAUUGGAAUUGCCAUUAUUCGCCUUAGUAAAACUAAUGCCUAUCUUCAUUACUCUA
This is a messenger RNA of Cucumis sativus (cucumber), 2134 nucleotides long. RefSeq names its product methylthioribose kinase. The coding region runs from base 549 to 1805 and encodes 418 amino acids. Lineage: Eukaryota; Viridiplantae; Streptophyta; Magnoliopsida; Cucurbitales; Cucurbitaceae. The transcript has 6 exons. The record is from RefSeq and is a predicted model, not a curated record. Gene Ontology annotation, molecular function: S-methyl-5-thioribose kinase activity.